AUGGCCUGCUGUGCCUUGGAAAUUCUGGGGUUGGUGCUUGGACUCAUUGGGGUGUCUGGAAGUUUUGCUGUCACUCUGAUGCCCCAGUGGAAAGUAACUGCCUUCACUGGAGAUACUAUUGUACUCUUCGAAAUUCACUGGGUAGGCCUGUGGAAGAACUGUAUCAGUCGUAUGGAUGGUGUCCGUGUGUGCGUAAACCAUAAAUCAACACUGGCUCUUGAACUUUCUUUAGGAGUAUCCAGAGGGAUCAUGUGCACUGCAUGUGCAUUAUCAGUUAUUGCCUUUCUGAUUGCCAUUCCUGGCAUGAAGUGCUUCAAAUGUCUUGGCAAUAAUGAGCAAACCAAGAACAAGAUGUUAUUGGCUGCUGGAAUAAUUUUUAUUUUGACUGGGAUUAUUGUGCUCAUUCCUGUUUCCUGGAUUGCUCACAUCAUCAUCCAGGAUUUUUACAAUCCGGCAAUCCCGAAUUCCCAGAAAUAUGACUUGGGAGAAGCCCUCUAUUUAGGCUGGACAACCUCAGCAUUCCUGAUCAGUGGAGGAGGCAUAUUAUGCAGCUUCUGCCACCGUACAAAGAAUACUAGGAGAUUUCUCUCACCAUCCAGCCACAGAAUGAACAAACCUGAACAUGUCAAAGGGAAGCCUGCAUCUGUAUGCUCCUACAUCUGA
This is a messenger RNA of Gekko japonicus, 663 nucleotides long. Its product is annotated as claudin-8-like. Gene Ontology annotation, molecular function: structural molecule activity. Bases 1 to 663 code for a protein of 220 amino acids. The transcript has a single exon. The record is from RefSeq and is a predicted model, not a curated record. Gene Ontology annotation, biological process: bicellular tight junction assembly; cell adhesion. Lineage: Eukaryota; Metazoa; Chordata; Lepidosauria; Squamata; Gekkonidae. Gene Ontology annotation, cellular component: bicellular tight junction; plasma membrane.